AACCCCACUUUGUUUUUUCCCAUUUAAAUUCAAAAUUAAUCACACCAAACCAAAACUCUUUCUUUUCUUUCCCAAUUUUUCAUUUUCUCUCCUUUAAGAUUAGGUUUUCAAAAAACCCCAGCAACCAAAAAUCAACAACUUUUCAAAUACACACACACACAUUAACAACAUUACAUUACAUGAUUUCCUCUUUCAUUUCAUCUCCCCCAUUUUUUUUAUCAAUUCCGCCAUUGUUAAUAAUCUUCAAAAUCUGACAUAAUUCGAGUUUCUGCAACAAUCAAAAUGAUGUCAACAUCGCCAACAUUGAUGCGAAGUUCAUUAGAGGAGAUGUUAGAGAAUCUCCGUCGAAGAGAUGAAGACCAACCUAAAGAUAAUCCACCUGCAUUACCUUCUCGGCCGGUAUCCAAAGCUCGAUUACCUUCCGCAAGGAAGUCUUUGCCGGUGGGGUUUAAAGUGUCCGCUUCUUUACCACCUACCGCCACCGCCACCGCCACCGCCACCGCCGAUGAGAGGAAGAAAAUUCCAGAGGAUCUACAACGAGAAAAAGUCGGAGUUGGUCCAUGGUUUAGGAGACGGAAUAGUUUUGGAAGUAGUAAAAAGAAGAUUAAAUCUGAUCAGUCACCUUAUUAUUAUGAUGAUGAUGAUGUUGAUGCUGUGUUGGAGAUGAAAAUGGAGGAGAGAGAAAUUCGAGGUGGUUUUGAUGUUAAUAAUGCUCAACGACUUACCUCCACUACUACUACUUCUAAGGCUGUUGUUGAGUGGGAAGAUAAUGUUGAUUAUUUUAUAAAAAAGAAACUCCGUGUGUGGUUUAAGCUUCCUUCUGGACAGUGGGAAUCGGGAAGGAUACAGUCAACCUCUGGCGAGGAUUCUCUUGUACAGCUUGCAUCUGGGAAUGUCAUCAACGUCUUGAAAACAGAGCUCCUACCCGCAAAUCCAGAUAUUCUUGACGGUGUGGAUGACUUAAUACAGCUUAGUUAUUUGAAUGAGCCUUCAGUUCUUAGCAAUCUACAGUACAGAUAUUCGCGUGACCUGAUUUAUAGUAAAGCAGGGCCUGUUUUGAUUGCAAUCAAUCCAUUCAAGGAUGUGCAAAUAUAUGGCAGCAAUCAUAUCACAUCUUAUAGACAGAAGCUUGCAGACAGUCCUCAUGUUUUUGCGAUGGCAGAUGCGGCCUAUGAUGAGAUGAUGAGAGAUGGUGUGAACCAAUCUAUUAUAAUAAGUGGGGAGAGUGGUGCUGGGAAAACUGAAACAGCAAAGAUCGCAAUGCAGUAUUUGGCUACUCUUGGUGGUGGUGGAGAUGGAAUUGAACUGGAAGUCCUUCAAACAAGUCGUAUCCUAGAAGCAUUUGGGAACGCAAAAACAUCCAGAAAUGACAACUCUAGCCGAUUUGGCAAGUUGAUUGAAAUUCAUUUCAGUAUGACGGGAAAGAUAUGUGGUGCCCUCAUACAAACUUUUCUACUUGAAAAGUCAAGAGUAGUUCAGCUGGCCAGAGGAGAACGAUCAUACCAUGUCUUUUAUCAACUUUGUGCUGGUGCCCCAUCUGAUCUAAGAGGUAGAUUGAACAUCAAAAUGGCUAAUGACUACAACUAUCUUAAUCAGAGUAAUUGCUUGGUGAUUGAUGAUGUUGAUGAUGCACUGAACUUCUGUAAGCUUCAGGAAGCUUUAGAUAUUGUCCGAAUCCACGCAGAAGAUAGGGAAAGUAUGUUUGCAGUGCUUAGUGCAGUUUUGUGGCUUGGCAACAUUUCAUUUCAAGUUACUGAUAACGAAAAUCAUGUAGAAGUGGUGGCUGGUGAAGCUCUGACUGCUGCUGCCAGUUUGAUGGGUUGCACUGAGCAGGAUCUCAUGUUGGUUCUAUCGACUCGCAAAAUCCAAGCUGGCAAGGACAAAAUUGCAAAAAGCUUAACUUUACCGCAGGCAAUGGACACCAGAGAUGCAUUAGCAAAAUGUAUUUAUGCCAGAUUGUUUGAUUGGCUUGUGGAACAAGUAAAUAAAUCACUUGAAGUGGGUAAAAGGAGAACUGGAAGAUCCAUAAACAUUCUGGAUAUAUAUGGCUUUGAGUCAUUUCAGAAUAAUAGCUUUGAGCAAUUCUGCAUAAAUUAUGCAAAUGAAAGGUUGCAGCAACAUUUCAAUCGUCAUCUCUUCAAACUUGAACAAGAGGAUUAUGAAGCUGAUGGAAUUGACUGGGCUAAAGUAGAUUUUGAGGACAACCAAGAGUGCUUGAACCUCUUUGAGAAGAGACCUCUGGGGCUUUUGUCUUUGCUGGAUGAGGAGUCAAAUUUUCCUAAGGCUACGGAUUUGACUUUUGCCAACAAACUUGAGCAACACUUGAGCUCUAAUUCCUGUUUAAAAAGUGGUAGAGAUGGGGCAUUUAGUAUUUGCCAUUAUGCAGGACAGGUUCUUUAUGACACUAGUGGAUUCUUGGAGAAGAACAGAGACCCCUUGCACACUGAUUCUCUCCACCUACUCUUGUCAUGUAGCUCUCCAUUGUUGCAACUGUUUGCUUCUAGCAUGCUUGACCAAUCCCAGAAGUCUAAUGGUCUCAACAGCCAAUCUGCUCUUGACACCCAGAAGCGAAGUGUCGCAACAAAGUUUAAGAGUCAACUUUACAAACUGAUGCAACAGCUGGAAGAUACCACACCUCACUUCAUUCGUUGCAUAAAACCAAACAGUAAGCAGCAUCCUGGUGUGUUUGAAAAGGAUCUUGUCUUGCAACAGCUAAGGUGCUGUGGAGUUCUGGAAGCUGUUAGGAUAGCUAGAUGUGGGUAUCCUAAUCGGAUAACACAUCAAGAGUUUGCCCAAAGGUUUGGCUUCCUGAUAUCAGAUAAGAGCGUUUCUCAGGAUCCCUUGAGUAUAUCAGUUGCUAUUUUACAGCAAUUCAACAUCCUUCCUGAAUUAUAUCAAGUUGGCUACACAAAAUUAUAUUUUCGGACUGGGCAGAUUGGAGCGUUGGAAGAUACAAGAAAACAAGUUCUGCAGUCUGUGAUUGGAUUACAAAAAUGUUAUCGUGGCUACAGGGCUCGUGCUCAGUUUUUGGAGCUGAAGACUAGAAUUUCUUCAUUGCAGUCCUUCAUCCGUGGUGAAAGUACAAGAAGUAAGUAUGAUUCUUUGUUACAAAUUAAUAGAGCCAACUUGCAGAAGCACAAGAACAAGCAUAAGCAUAAGCAUAGUGCUUCGAAGGCAUUGGAUGAGCAGCAGAAAGCAAUCAUACAAUUACAAUCUGUGGUACGUGGUUGGUUGGCUCGGAAGCAUUUCGAUGACAUGCUUACCGCAGAAGACUCGGAUGUCAAAGAUAAGAAUAAAGUGAUUAAGGAUAGCAAAAGUGGACAAAUGAAGGAUUUAUUGCCAGCGAAUGUUCAGGUUUCCAAUAACGUUGUGGAGGAGCUUCAAAGACGGGUUGCAAGAGCCGAAGCAACUUUGGUUCAGAAGGAAGAGGAGAACGCUUCAUUAAAAAAACAGUUGCAACAAUACGAGAUGAGGUGGUCAGACUACGAGGCUAAAAUGCGGUCAAUGGAAGAUAUGUGGCAGAAGCAGAUAUCGUCUUUGCAAAUGAGCCUAGCUGCAGCUAGAAAGAGUCUUCCCCCUGAGGAUGUCACUGGUCAACCUGGAAGGCAAGAGGCUUCUCCAUCACCUCGUUCUUAUGAUUCAGACGAUAACUUGUUCAUGGGCCCUCAAACUCCUGGAGAAAGUACCCCCACCAAAUAUUCAAAUCCCAUUGCCGAAGCUCGAGAAGCUAAUGGAGGUGGCUUAAAUCCAGUGAACCGUUUAGCGAAGGAGUUUGAGCAGCAGAGACAAGCUUUUGAUGAAGAUGCAAGAGCUCUUUUUGAUGUCAGGCCACAGUCUACUCCAGGUAUGAGUUCCUUUAAUGAGCUUCGGAGAUUGAAGAUGAGGUUUGAAGUAUGGAAGAAAGAGUACAAAGUUCGGUUAAAAGAGACAAAAGGAACACUUCACAAGCUUGGGCAUGCUGAUAUGGAAAAGAACCGUCGGAAAUGGUGGGGAAAGCUGAGUGGAAGAGUACAUUAAGCAUAGAGAUAGGUUAAAAGUCUUGAAAGUUGUCUUGUAAAACUUGGCUCACCAACUUCUUGAGCAAUGAGGUUCUGUGGCAAUUGGCAUGAUGUGCAAGUUCAUCAUGCACCUAGGGAUAGAGGAGAGAGAUGUGUCAUGUGUGUUGUAUGUCUACCAAUUUUUGUUGCUUGGUGGAGAAACCGAUAAUCUCAUCUAAGGGGUCUCUUACACCUUAAAGCUGGAUAAUUACUGUCCUCUAGGAGAUGUGGCAACAUUCAAUGUGUAUAUAUGUUGUUAGCAAUGUAUUCUUUACUAUAUAGUGAAUGUAGGCUCGAAGAUGGGGAAGAUAGCCUUAGGUUGUGCUUGUGUGUAAAGUUGUAGCCAUCAAUCAUUUUGUUGGACUCUUGUAUCUCUUAUAAUGUUAUGUAUCUUCAUAUUCAACCCAUAUAAUCUUUUUAGAUGAAUGUUUUUUAUACAA
This is a messenger RNA of Beta vulgaris subsp. vulgaris (sugar beet), 4477 nucleotides long. Its product is annotated as myosin-2. The coding region runs from base 283 to 4017 and encodes 1244 amino acids. Gene Ontology annotation, biological process: vesicle transport along actin filament; actin filament organization. Lineage: Eukaryota; Viridiplantae; Streptophyta; Magnoliopsida; Caryophyllales; Amaranthaceae. Gene Ontology annotation, cellular component: cytoplasm; actin cytoskeleton; vesicle. The record is from RefSeq and is a predicted model, not a curated record. Gene Ontology annotation, molecular function: ATP binding; microfilament motor activity; actin filament binding. The transcript is spliced from 24 exons.